AUGAGUUACGACUACGAACCUCCACGCACUCGUCGCUACGUGCGCGAGGAGCGGCGUGAGGAGAGGAUCGAUCCCCGUUACGCGGACGACGGCUACCUGAAGGUCUAUCAGUCUCGCGAAAUUGUUCCCAAGGGCCGAGAAAACAGUGAUCUCUCCAUCGAAGAAGUCCGCCGCGAUUUUCCUCCCCCGGGCUACCGAGACUCCCGCAGAACCCGUUCUGCGGAGCCAGGCUACUACGACGACUACCGAGGCUACGACGACCGAGAUCGAUACUAUGACCGCGAUCAUGACCGCCGCAGCAGAAAGGCUGGCAGCCUUCUCUAUGCUGAGGAGGAGAGGUCUCGUAGACGUGUGCUUAACCAACAAGAAAAGAUUAUCGCUGCUGUCGCCGGCGCAGCUUUAGCUUUCGGUAGCAAGGAACUCUACGACAGAAAGGAAGCCAAGGAACAUGGCAGCGAAGUCGAGCGCAACUACUUGACUUCUGCAGCCUUGGGCGCUGCCGGAGCCCUCGCAGGCUACCAGGGCGCUGAGUACUACAGCAAGCGCAAGGAAAAGGAGGAGGACAAGUCCACCUACGUUGUCCAUCGCGGCCGCGACGGCAGGGUCACUGAGUACUACUCUGACGAGGAGGGAGAGAGGGAGAAGAAGAGCAACAAGUCCUUUUUGGAGAAUGCUUUGGCAGCCUCCGGCCUGGGAGUUGCGGUCAAGGCCCUCACAGGAGCUGGCGGUGAUGACCGACGUGGCGACACUCGCAGCCGACGAGGCAGCCCCGACUCGAGGGGCUCUCGGUCCAAAUCCCGUGGACCGGGCGGAGAAGCCGCCAACAAGAUGCAGAAGGCGGCUAUGGCUUCCCUUAUUGCCGGAGCCACCGAGGCCUUCCGUGUUGCCAAGGAACCUGGCGGUUGGAAGGGCGAGAAGACCAAGCGCAUCAUUACCGCAGCUGCCGGUGCUGCCACCAUUGAUGCCGCCCAAAGCGGUGAGAAGCAAAGUAAACUGGGUCUGGCUGAAUCAGUCAUCGGUGGUUUGUUGGGCAACCGUGUCAUCAACGGAUCCAAGCGCAACAUCGAAGAAGAUCGAAGGACCGGCCGAAGUCGAUCCCGAUCGCGCGCUCGUUCCGAUGGCGGAGGCGGCGGGCCGGGUUUGGCUGCUCUGGCUACUGCUGGACUGGGUGCUUUCGGCGCAAAGAAGGCAAUUGAGAACGUUCGGUCCCGCAGCCGAGGCCGCAGCGCCGACUCUUACGACAGCCGAGCCUCUAGCCGCAGCCGCGACGGUCGACGCCAGCGAAGCAGAAGCCGCAGCGUCGUCGACUCAGCCCGGAAGAAGCUCGCCAAGUUCGGCCUUGGCAGCGACCCCGAGGAGAAGGAGAGAGAUAAGUACGCACGAGACGACAGCUACUAUGACGACCGUAGCUCCCGCCGCGGCGUCAGCCGAAAGUAUUCUGACGAAUAUGACGAUGGUUAUGAUGGAGGGCAUGCCCGUAGUGGACGCGAUGCCUAUGACGACGACAGAUCUUCGUACACGAGUCGACGUCGGGACCGUUCCCGCCGUAGAGGAGGAAAGUCGGACGCGGGUUCCGACUCGGACCUGGGAGACUCGGACGAUGACGAGAAGCGUGCUAGGAAAAUGAGAGGUAAGCAAGUCAUUACAACGGGCCUCGCGGCCGUUGCCACCAUUCACGCGGCACAUGGAGUCUAUCAGAGUAUGGAAAAACGCAAUGCACGGCAGAAGGCUGUGAGAGAAGGGCGGCUCAGUCCAGAAGAGGCGAAAAAGCUCAAGACGAAGGCGCUCAUGCAAGACGCUGCAUCUGUUGGAAUCGCUGCUCUCGGUAUCAAAGGGGCAUGGUCAGAACUCAAGGAGGCCAAAGAGAUGACCCACGAAUGCAAGCAGUUCCAGCAAGAGAAGGCAAUACGACAUCAGAAACGGCUCGAGAGGCAGAGGCGGCUCAACAGCGGCUACGACAGCAGGAGGAGCAGGGCUGGUGACUGGCACUCUUCGGCGUCUCCGCGAGAGGACCGGUACGAUUAUGGAUCUACAUACUACGACGACAACCCGUACUCUGCCGGACGCUUGCCUGCACCUGUCGACUACGAUGACAGGAGGUACAGAGACUGA
Molecule: messenger RNA, 2112 nt
Organism: Colletotrichum spaethianum
Lineage: Eukaryota; Fungi; Ascomycota; Sordariomycetes; Glomerellales; Glomerellaceae
Exons: 1
Coding region: 1-2112 (703 amino acids)
Source: RefSeq, a predicted model, not a curated record